Molecule: messenger RNA, 1275 nt
Organism: Candidozyma haemuli
Lineage: Eukaryota; Fungi; Ascomycota; Pichiomycetes; Serinales; Metschnikowiaceae
Gene: RMT2
Product: protein-arginine N5-methyltransferase
Exons: 2
Coding region: 1-1275 (424 amino acids)
Biological process (GO): peptidyl-arginine methylation
Cellular component (GO): nucleus; cytoplasm
Molecular function (GO): protein arginine N5-methyltransferase activity
Source: RefSeq, a predicted model, not a curated record
AUGUCUGAUCUUCAUGAUUUGUGCAAAUUUCCUUUCCGUCCAAUCACUUCAAAGUCUUUGGAUGAAUUGAAGUACUAUUUGAAGGCCGGAAUCCCGGCCACCUAUACAAUUGAGGAAGCAUAUAACUUCACUAAUGGCAUCGAAGAAGGUGGAGCUACUUCGACCACUACUCCGCUUCAUCUUAUAGCGACUCACGUUCCAAAAGACCUCUCAGAGGCUGAAAUGGAUAUCGUCAACGAUAUGGUAAGAACGCUUUUUGAGUAUGGAGCCGGAUGGUGUCUUACUGACGUGAACAACGACACUCCUGGAUGUAUCUUGAUAAAGAGAGAAUUGAAGGACACUCCGUUGUAUGAUCAAAUUGUUGAUGCCGGUGUCCGUGCGGAACUUUUAUUGAGAAAGGUGAGUGAGUUCGACAUGGAGGUCCUCAGUGAUGAUGAGAUUCCUGACCUCGUCGGCGAGGGGGAAAGUAGUGUGUCGGUUGAAGAGGAGGCCGGUAAGAAUGACGGCAAGUCUGGAAACAAUGAUGUCCUAGAAAACGCCACAGAUGAAGUAAUUGAAGAAUCGCAAGAUCCAUCUUUCAACCAAAAGGCGUAUCUCGAAUCCAAACUAGAAUACAAGAACGAUGCUUUGGUCACUGAGAAUGGAAAAGAUGGCGUCAUGAUGUCGUGGGAAACUGAUUUAAUGAAAAUUGGUAGCGAGUCCCUCUUUGCCACUGCUGAUGAUCCAGAAAAUGUGAACAUCCUCAAUAUAGGGUUCGGGAUGGGUAUUAUUGAUACAAUGAUAAGUGCCAAAACCCCUACAAAACAUUACAUCUGCGAGGCUCAUCCCGACGUUCUCGCCAAGAUGAAGGAAGAUGGUUGGUACUCUAAGCCCAAUGUGGUAAUUCUUGAAGGCCGCUGGCAAGAUCUGCUAAACAACGUUCUUAGUUCCGGCCAAGUUUACUUCGACGGAAUCUAUUAUGACACUUUCUCUGAACAUUACGAAGAUAUGCUCGAACUUUUUGACUUUGUUGUUGGCCUCCUCAAGCCAAGUGGUGUCUUCUCUUUCUUUAACGGGCUUGGAGCCGACAGACAGGUCAUUUACGAAGUGUACAAGAAGUUGGUCGAGAUCGAUCUCGGUAACUACGGUAUGAAGUUACAAUUCAAGGAAGUUACUCUCAACAAUAAUAAUGAUAAUGAUGAUGAUGAUGAUGAUGAUGAUGAUGAUGAUGAUGAUGAUGAUGAUGAUGAUGAUGAUGAUGAUGAUAAACCAACGAGAAAGUCAAAACGAGACUAA